CGCAUACCAUAUUCUACCACCACCACCACAACUACAACCAUCUACUCUAUUUACAACACAAAACAAACCAAUAUGUCCAACCCUCACCAAGGCGGCACCCUCUCCGAAAUGGCCCCCUCGGGAACCACAAUCCCCAACAACGCCGGCAUCCAAAAUAUCAUCCCCUCCGUCCCGCGCCCCGACCAACGCUCCGAAAACUCCCAAUUCGACAACGAAGGUCUCGCCGAGCCAACCUCCGCCCUCGCAGCCGACAAUGCCACCGAUCUGCCCCGAUCCACCCGUGACGUGGGUGCUACGGGCGAGGUAAUCACGGGAACGGGAAACAGUAUUGGGGCGGGGGUAGAGGGAAAGAGGACACAGGGGGCGAAUGAUCCGGGGGCGAGGGGAGAUGCGAGAAAUUGGAAGCAUGCGAGUCAUAACCGGAGUGCGUUUGAGAGGUUUGCGAAGGAGGAUGAGGAUUCGGGGGAGAAGGUUGGGGAGCAUGAGGGGAGGAACUAGGGCAGUUGAUUCGGUGUUUUAAUUUCUAUUUUGUAAUUUAUGGAAUUAAUUUACCGGCGAUCAAAUAUAAAAAUAUUGCUUUGG
Aspergillus ruber CBS 135680 is the source of this 582-nucleotide messenger RNA. RefSeq lists its product as uncharacterized. Bases 73 to 498 code for a protein of 141 amino acids. The record is from RefSeq and is a predicted model, not a curated record. The transcript has a single exon. NCBI's taxonomy places the organism in Eukaryota, Fungi, Ascomycota, Eurotiomycetes, Eurotiales, Aspergillaceae.